AUGCCUUCUUGGUGGCCAAAAUCCUCAUCAAAAGACGGAAAUAAGAAAUCAAACAUAGGAAGUCUUAUCAAUACAAUACACAAGAAGUUUAGGAUUGUAUCGGAAGGGAAAAACAACAGUGGAUCAGGAGAUUCUGCAGGUAAGCAACAUUGUGACAGUAAACAUGCAUCUCGUUCUCCAAUAUCACCCUCCUCACAAGUAUCCCGACGUGAGAGCUUUGGAGAAAGGCCUCAAGCCCUCCCACUUCCGCUUCCUGGACUGCAACAUAACAGAAAACAUCGUGAUGUUUCUAGUAACAUAGAAGCAACUGAAGCUGAAGGCAGCAAUGGUUCCAAAUCAUUUAUGUUUUGCCCCCUCCCUAAACCUCCAUAUGGGCCAGAUCCUGAAGAUGCUGAGGCAGAUAUAGGGACUGCUUCUGUUUCUAGUGAUAAAUCUUCGGAUAGUGAUAAUACAUCAGACUCAUGUUUCCCAAGUCCUCAAGCUUUUGGUCACAAAAGUGGAAAAGCUGCAAGGAACAGUCCUUCUAGUGUAAUUAAGAAGAACCAGUCGCCCAAGUCUGUGAAAAAUUUGAACGAUCCAGUCCCUGCAUCACUUAAGCCGAGUGGCAAAAACUCUCAUCUGCCUAAUUUACAAAUUCCUCGGCAUGAUGCAUAUUUUAGGGAUCCUGACAGCAAGAUGUCCAGUCCUUCCCCAAGUCAAGUGAGACUCUGUGGUCCAGAGUUAGUCAUGAACUCUGGUGCUUGCGCAGAAAACCCUUGUGCGGAUCUGCCUAUGCUUGGGACUGGACAUUGCUCUAAUCCAGGUUCAGGUCACAAUUCAGUUGGUAAAAAUUUGGCUGAUCAAUUCAUGAUUUGGCGGCACAGUAGGGGUAGUCCCGAGUGCUCGCCAAUACCAAGUCCCCGAAUGAUCACAAGCCCCGGGCCCAGCCCCAAAAUACAGAGUGGAGCUGUCACCCCUUUGCGCCCUCGAGCUGGAAAGGCAAUAGAAUUACCCGCACACUGGCCUGAUGGAAAGCAUGAAGGGCACAGGCUUCCCCUUCCGCCAAUAAAUUAUACUUCAUAUUCGACUGAAACAACUCCAGUUCCUCGAAGUCCUAGUCGGGCUAGUCAUGGCCCUCGCUGGAAGAAGGGGCAGCUACUUGGCCGAGGAACAUUUGGUCAUGUGUAUGUUGGUUUUGAUAGUGAAAACGGCGAAAUGUGCGCAAUGAAGGAGGUAACACUAUUUUCCGAUGACCCAAAAUCAAAAGAAAGUGCUCAACAGCUACGGCAGGAAGUUGCAUUACUAAGUCGUUUGCGGCAUCCAAACAUUGUACAAUAUCUUGGUUCUGAAGUGGUAGACGACAAACUGUAUAUAUAUCUGGAGUAUGUUUCAGGUGGUUCAAUUUACAAACUCCUUCGGGACUAUGGUCAGUUAGGCGAGGCUGCAAUCCGAAGCUAUACUCAGCAAAUAUUAUCCGGUCUGGCAUACUUACAUGCUAGACAUACAAUUCACAGGGAUAUUAAAGGCGCAAAUUUAUUGGUUGAUCCAAAUGGGCGAGUGAAGUUGGCAGAUUUUGGAAUGGCCAAGCAUAUUUCUGGACAGCCGUGCCAUUUAUCAUUCAAGGGAAGCCCUUACUGGAUGGCACCAGAGAUUAUAAAGAACUCAAGUAGCUGCAAUGUAGCUGUGGAUAUAUGGAGUCUUGGGUGCACCAUUUUGGAGAUGGCCACAACGAAACCACCUUGGAGCCAAUUUGAAGGGGUUGCUGCUAUAUUCAAGAUUGGUCACAGCAAGGAGCUCCCCGAUAUGCCCCAAAAUCUCUCAGAUGAUGGUAAGGAUUUUAUUAGAAGGUGUUUGCAGCGUAAUCCAUUAGAUCGCCCUUCUGCUGCUCAGCUGCUGGAGCACCCAUUUGUAAAAAAUGCUGCACCUCCGCCAAUGCUUGUGCCAUGUCUACAGCCUUUACAAACAAUGCCAUCAGUACAAGCUUCAGCAAUGAACUGUAUCUAUGACACUGUUAUAGCUAUUGAGAGCUUUCCUGAGACCAGAAUUGAUCUCAAUGCUAAUAAUGGUUAUGGACAUGCCCAAAAUCCUCCACAUUUGGACAGAAAAGGAGCAGCGAGAAAGCAUUCUAGAGGCCCAAACAUAUUUUCAGGCUCCAGUAAUAAUGCUUAUGUUCCGCGGAAUAUACCAUUACCAUCAGCAGUUCCACAGCCUACCAGCUCUCUGCUGCAUCCAUCAUCACCUUGGCAUCCGACUCCAAUGCUAUGUGCUUCCCCGGGUGUAUCCAGGGUUCUUACAAGUGGUCGUUUGCAUGAAGGCAUGGCAAUGAAUUCCAGGUCCCAGGAGAGUCUUAAUUCCAAUGAUCGCAUGUCCUACAAAGAGCUGCAACCUGAACUAUUUUGA
Molecule: messenger RNA, 2379 nt
Organism: Daucus carota subsp. sativus
Lineage: Eukaryota; Viridiplantae; Streptophyta; Magnoliopsida; Apiales; Apiaceae
Product: mitogen-activated protein kinase kinase kinase YODA
Exons: 13
Coding region: 1-2379 (792 amino acids)
Biological process (GO): protein phosphorylation
Molecular function (GO): ATP binding; protein kinase activity
Source: RefSeq, a predicted model, not a curated record